AUGGCCGCUGAGGCAUCAUUCUCCACCCCUUACCUCCAACACCUCGACCCCUCACAGCCACAUACCUUCGAGCUUCCCUCCAAGAAGAUAAAUGAGGGUAGCGAUGUCUCCAUAUUCCUUACCUCCCUUGGCUAUAGGGAUAUCGUGACUUUCAUCCUACAACUUAACCGCGCCAUGGUCCCUUCGAAAAUCACGGAGAAAGAUGGUUCCCAACGUGUGCAAACCUGGCCCCUCAACUGCGAUGCGGUUGAGUUCUCAGAGCCCGUCCGGCGUCUGCAGUCAUUACUUUCGAAGAUAGAUUCGAUAAUCGAUGAAGUACCUCCGGACACAGGUCCGAGACGUUUUGGAAAUCCUGAAGUUCUGCAGCAAGGGGCCCAGGGCCUCGAUUCGUUAUCUGCGAAGGAGGAGCUUAUAGCUUAUUUCAUGGGGAGCUUUGGGAGCCAACAGAGGCUAGAUUACGGAACAGGGCACGAGCUGAGCUUUGUGGCCUUUUUGGGUUGUCUAUGGAAGCUCAACGGGUUCCCGAAGGCUGGGGCUGGAGUGGAGGAGAGGGGGAUUGUUUUAGGUGUCAUUGAACCUUAUUUUGAGUUGAUUCGGCGCCUCAUAAUGACAUAUACCCUCGAACCUGCUGGAUCACAUGGUGUCUGGGGUCUUGAUGACCAUUCUUUUCUGCCUUAUAUCCUUGGAUCUGCACAAUUCUGUCCUCCAAUAUCAGAGUCAGAUCAUACUCCUACUGAGGGCUCAUUGCAGACCGCGCCGGAACCAGCUACCGUUGCAAAAGCGAAUAUCGUGGAGAAGGAGCGUAGGAAUAAUAUGUAUUUCUCAGCUAUUGGAUUUAUAUACGAUGUUAAAAGGGGUCCAUUUUGGGAGCACAGUCCUAUGCUUUACGACAUUUCAGGGAUUAGAGAUGGCUGGGGAAAAAUAAACAAGGGCAUGAUCAAAAUGUAUAAUGCUGAGGUCCUUUCCAAAUUCCCCGUCGUCCAACAUUUCCCCUUCGGUUCCCUUUUUCGCUGGGAACAUGACCCCACGGCUGUGGCAGUUGCUCCGUCCGUUCAUCUCUCCAGCAGACCAGAAAGAUCGGGCGAAACGACCUCUCCAGGUUCCGUUAAGCCCACAGUUGAAGAACUCCAUGGAACAAAGGCUCCUUGGGCGAAGCCCGCAGCUGACACGGGCGUCACUUCUAUCCCUGGCAUGUCCGCACCCUCCGCCCCGGUGCAGCCUAGAGCUAGACCCCCGCGUGUCCCCCCAACAGCUACAACCGCAGCGCCGUGGAGCAGCAAUCGAGAUGGAGACACUGCUGGAAAAUUCUCAUCACCUGAUCCAAACCUACCAACUAGAGCUCCUUGGGCGGGAACAGGAGGAGGGCCAGGCCCAAACAUUCCAACAAGGGCUCCUUGGGCAAAAGAACCUGCUGCUGGUCAAUAA
Molecule: messenger RNA, 1425 nt
Organism: Histoplasma mississippiense
Lineage: Eukaryota; Fungi; Ascomycota; Eurotiomycetes; Onygenales; Ajellomycetaceae
Exons: 4
Coding region: 1-1425 (474 amino acids)
Biological process (GO): mitotic spindle organization
Cellular component (GO): protein phosphatase type 2A complex; nucleus; cytoplasm
Molecular function (GO): peptidyl-prolyl cis-trans isomerase activity; protein tyrosine phosphatase activator activity
Source: RefSeq, a predicted model, not a curated record